Zea mays is the source of this 1105-nucleotide messenger RNA. RefSeq lists its product as uncharacterized. Gene Ontology annotation, molecular function: guanyl-nucleotide exchange factor activity; small GTPase binding. NCBI's taxonomy places the organism in Eukaryota, Viridiplantae, Streptophyta, Magnoliopsida, Poales, Poaceae. Gene Ontology annotation, cellular component: nucleus. Gene Ontology annotation, biological process: protein import into nucleus. The record is from RefSeq and is marked validated.
GACUAGCCGAAGCGGCCGCGGCGGAACACCUCGGCGAUCGGCGUGCGUACCUUCCACGCGGGAGUGCGGGACCGUUGCUGCGACGCUGCGUCAGAUCGACGCGCGGCGCGUCCGCCCCCCACCCUCUCGCCGCCUAUAUAACUCGCGCCCGAAUCGGCGGCUCCCUCCUUUGCCCUCUCCGCGCACCUUCCACCACGCUCUGGAAGCUGUUUCCCCUUUCUCGAGAGUUUAGAAAGCUGGUGCAGAGAUGGCCGGGGAGAGCUGCGUCCCCAAGCCCCUGUUCGGCGGCGCCAUCUUCACCACCUUCCCCGACCGCUUCCAGGACGUGAGCAACAUCCGGGAGGUCCCCGACCAUCAGGAGGUUCUCGUUGAUCCAUCCCGCGACGAGAGCCUCAUUUUCGAGCUACUUGACCUCAAGGGCGAGGUGGACGACGCCGGCAGCGCGCUCUGGUUCCUGCAAGACAUCGCCAACGAGCAAGACGCCGGGGACAACUUGGUGGUAGAGCAUUCUGGGACACUUGAACUGGCUGCUUUGCAUCUCGGAGAAGCUCCUGCAGUGGCUGCAACUGCAGUUGGCCAGCUGGCCGUCUCAAAAGGGAGGCAGGGCAGAGAAGCACAAAACAUUGUUCGAAUUUACCUGGCAAACAUACGCCUUAAGAAUGCGGCAACCGAUGUACUUAUCACCGCAUAUGAGCCAUUGUUGAUAAACCCCCUGAGUGAAAGUGCUGCGGCAGUUGCAGCUGGUCCGGCAAUACCUGCUGAACAAGUAGGGUGCUUGCCAAUGUCUGAGGUCUUCAAACUUGCAGUGACGAAUUUCAAUGUGCGUGAUUGGAACCUUUUCGAUGGUGGCCCUUGAACCAGAGUGGAUAAUCUCUCCAAAAUCAGAUGUAGAGCAUCUGGUUGACAUACGGAAGACUACUACCUGUUUUCUAGAUUUACAAUUCAUUGUCAGAAAUUAUGCUAUCUGACUUAAUCUUCCAAAUACUCCUAUUGAACUUACCUCUGGAACAUUAGCUGAGUUUGUCAUGAUAGAUUCUACUAGUGGAUUGUACGCAGAUGGUCUGUGUCGCUUCAUCGGUAAAGCAAACUCUGCUCGUUCCUGUUG